UGGGUGAGGACUAGUCAGCCAAUUCUAUUGUUCAGCCUCAAACCUGCAGUGCCUUCUCCUCCCACCUCAUCAUUGUCCUACCCUCGCACCAGAUCUUUUUUCUUCUCCCUUCAGUUCUUUUUUUUUUUUUUUUUAAUCCUUAUCCUUCAGAAAGAACUAGUCCAUCCCUCAGGGGUUCAGGAUGGCUGACAAGAGGCAACCCGGCAGGCAGAAUGAUGAGGAGGAGGUCCCAGCCUUCUUCAAGAACAUGGGAUCUGGGAGUCCCAAGCCCAGGCAGAAAUUCUGUGGGAUGUUCUGCCCAGUGGAAGGGUCUUCUGAGAACAAGACCAUCAAUUUUGACUCUUUGUCAGCAGGGAAAGGGUCUGGCAAAAUCAUUAGCAAGCAAAGGGAUGUUACACCCUCUGAUCAGAGGAAGAUUGAGAUCAAGUGCUCUUCUGGCAAAGAAGCCCUUCAGUACCUCAAUGACAAGAGUGAUCGACUCCUUAUCAAAGGAGGUAAGAUCGCCAAUGAUGACCAGUCAUUCUAUGCUGACAUUUACAUGGAGGAUGGCUUGAUUAAGCAGAUUGGUGAGAACCUGAUUGUGCCGGGAGGCGUGAAGACCAUCGAAGCUCAUGGACGGAUGGUGGUACCGGGUGGAAUUGAUGUCCACACCUGCUUCCAGAGACCUUGCAAUGGGAUGGUGUCUGUCGAUGACUUCUUCCAGGGAACCAGAGCGGCUUUGGCUGGAGGCACCACCAUGAUCAUUGACCAUGUCGUGCCAGAGCCAGGAACCAGCCUGCUUACUGCUUUUGACCAGUGGCGGGAGUGGGCAGACAGCAAAUGCUGUUGUGACUAUUCCUUGCACGUGGAUAUUACGGAGUGGCAUAAGGGCGUACAAGAGGAAAUGGAGGCGCUGGUGAAAGACCAUGGCAUUAACUCCUUCCUGGUGUAUAUGGCAUACAAGGAUCAAUUCCAGCUAACAGAUUCCCAGAUCUAUGAGGUGUUCAGUGUGAUCAGGGAGAUUGGUGCCAUUGCACAGGUACAUGCUGAAAACGGUGAUCUCAUCGCUGAGGAGCAACAGAGGAUCUUAGAACAAGGAAUCACAGGACCUGAGGGACACGUAUUGAGCCGACCGGAGGAGGUGGAGGCAGAAGCUGUCAAUCGCUCCAUCACUAUCGCCAACCAGACCAACUGUCCUCUCUAUGUCACCAAGGUGAUGAGCAAAAGCUCAGCUGAAGUUAUUGCACAGUCCAGGAAGAAAGGGGCUGUAGUGUAUGGCGAGCCAGUCACUGCAAGUUUGGGCACUGAUGGCUCCCAUUACUGGAGUAAAAACUGGGCUAAGGCAGCAGCUUUUGUUACAUCUCCACCUCUGAGUCCCGACUCCAGUACCCCCGAUUUCCUCAACUCACUGCUUGCCUGCGGUGACUUGCAGGUUUGUGGGAGUGCACACUGCACUUUUAACACAGCUCAGAAAGCUGUCGGAAAAGACAAUUUCACUCUAAUUCCAGAAGGGACCAAUGGAGCGGAGGAGAGAAUGAGCAUCGUGUGGGACCGAGCUGUGGUGACUGGAAAGAUGGACGAAAACCAGUUUGUAGCUGUCAGCAGCACCAAUGCUGCCAAAAUCUUUAACCUGUACCCACGGAAAGGACGCAUUGCUGUGGGAUCUGAUGCUGAUCUUGUGAUCUGGGAUCCAGACACUAUAAAGACAAUCUCAGCCAAGACGCACAACAGUGCAGUGGAGUACAACAUUUUUGAAGGGAUGGAGUGCCGUGGGAGCCCACUAGUAGUGAUUAGCCAAGGAAAGAUAGUUCUUGAAGAUGGUAACCUUCAUGUUACUGAGGGAUCUGGACGGUACAUUUCUAGGAAACCCUUCCCAGACUUUGUGUACAAAAGGAUCAAAGCCCGAAGCAGGCUUGCUGAGCUGCGAGGCGUUCCUCGAGGGCUGUAUGAUGGUCCUGUCUGCGAAGUCUCCGUGACUCCAAAAGCGGUAACACCUGCAUCCUCUGCCAAGACAUCUCCUGCCAAACAACCAGCACAGCCAAUACGGAACCUGCACCAGUCUGGAUUCAGUCUGUCAGGUGCACAGGUUGACGACAACAUUCCUCGCCGCACUACUCAGCGCAUCGUGGCGCCUCCCGGGGGCCGUGCCAAUAUCACCAGCCUAGGUUAAGCCUAGAGUAUAUUCUCCUGCCCCAGUAUACCGUUCCUUCUCCAAGAC
Molecule: messenger RNA, 2197 nt
Organism: Nanorana parkeri
Lineage: Eukaryota; Metazoa; Chordata; Amphibia; Anura; Dicroglossidae
Gene: DPYSL2
Product: dihydropyrimidinase like 2
Exons: 16
Coding region: 182-2149 (655 amino acids)
Cellular component (GO): cytosol; cytoplasm
Molecular function (GO): hydrolase activity, acting on carbon-nitrogen (but not peptide) bonds, in cyclic amides
Source: RefSeq, a predicted model, not a curated record